CUGCUGAGACCUGCGGGGCAUCCUCUGGCUCCGCUCAGCUCCUGCUCCUACUCCUGCUCCUACCCAACCGGAUCUCCCUUCGCCGAGCCGCCUGCAGUCUGAGGCUCCAGGGAGGUCUAUUAAGAACACUCUCACUGCCCUCGAGAAGACCAAGUAUUAUUGCCUCAACACCGGAGCAUUCUGAUUCCUGCUAUAAAAUUAAAGCAUGGGUCGCACCCUGUCUUGUAUUGUCCCCCUGGGAUUAGCGUUUUUGAUUUGUCAGGCACAGGGAUUUUUCCUGCCCAAUGCCACUCAUUUGGAGAAGCUUCUGAGCAAAUACCAGAAUGAUCAGACUCAUUCCAGAGGCAAGAGAGCCAUCCCCAGGUCAGACAGGGAGGAGAUACUAAUGCUUCACAACAAACUGAGAGGGCAGGUCUAUCCAUCAGCCUCAAACAUGGAAUACAUGACCUGGGAUGAUGAGUUGGAAAAGUCGGCCGCAGCUUGGGCCCACGAAUGUAUCUGGGAACAUGGGCCUGCCACCCUCCUUGUGUCCAUUGGCCAGAACCUGGCAGUCCACUGGGGCAGGUACCGUUCUCCAGCGUUCCAUGUUCAGUCAUGGUAUGAUGAAGUUAAAGAUUACACAUAUCCUUACCCCCACGAAUGUAACCCUUGGUGCCCAGAGAGAUGCUCAGGGCCGAUGUGCACUCAUUACACACAGAUAGUUUGGGCGACUACCAACAAGGUUGGCUGUGCUGUGAACACGUGCAGGAGGAUCAACGUCUGGGGAGAUGUGUGGGAGAAUGCAGUCUAUCUCGUCUGCAAUUACUCGCCAAAGGGAAAUUGGAUUGGAGAGGCUCCUUAUAGAAAUGGCCGGCCCUGCUCGGAAUGUCCGCCCAGUUAUGGUGGAGGCUGCAGGAAUAACCUCUGCUACCGAGAUGAGACUUACAUUCAGAAGCCUGAGACUGAAGAAACAAAUGAGGUGGAAAUGUCUCAGAUUCCUGAGGAGAAACACGUAUGGAUCCAACCAAGAGUAACCAAACCCACCAAGCCCAAGAAAACCACUGCAGACAAUUAUAUGACACAAAUCAUCAAAUGUGAGACCAAAAUGAGGGACAAAUGUAAAGGGUCCACGUGCAACAGGUAUCAGUGUCCAGCAGGCUGUUUCAACAACAAGGCAAAGAUUUUUGGAACUGUUCUAUAUGAAAGUUCAUCAAGCAUAUGCCGUGCUGCCAUUCAUUUUGGUGUCAUAGAUGAUAAAGGAGGUCUGGUUGACAUCACCAGGAAUGGGAGGACACCCUUUUUUGUUCGGUCUGAAAGGAAUGGUAUUGCAUCUUUAAGUAAAUAUAAGGCUUCCAAUGCAUUCAUGGUUUCCAAAGUAACAGUGCAGGACCUGGAUUGUUAUAGCACGGUUGCUGAGCUGUGUCAAUUUGAGAAGCCAACAAAACAUUGCCCAAGAAUUCGUUGUCCAGCCCACUGUAAGAGUGAACCAUCAUAUUGGGCUCCAGUGUAUGGGACCAACAUUUAUGCAGAUACCUCGAGUAUCUGCAGGACUGCUGUGCACGCUGGAGUCAUCAAAGAUGAAACCGGGGGUUACGUGGAUGUGAUGCCUGUAGAUAAAAAGAAGACUUAUGUUGGUUCGCUCAGGAAUGGGGUUCAGUCUGAAAGCUUGAAGACCCCUCGAGAUGGGAAGGCUUUCCGGAUCUUUGCAGUGAAGCAGUAAACUUCCAGAGCCAGGGAAGAAGAGACCUUCUUCAAGAGAGUGCUACCAUUUUUGUUUGUUUGUUUGUUUUUAUGUCUUGUUUUGUUUUAUAAAUUGUGAGCGUUGGAAAAUUUACUUUCAAUGGCCUUUGAUGUGACAUCCAGGCUGAAGGAACCCUUCCUUUCCCAUUCAUCACCUUGGGAGAGAGCACCACCUCAUCUCUGUUGGGGAGAAUCAUUCUCUGGCGAGGCUUUCAGAGAUAGGCUAUCUUUGACCUGAGACAGGUGUCCUGAAGCCCACUAUCCAAAGCCCUGGUGCCAUUACAUGUAGGGUACAAAUGGCUACUGGAGAAGAGAGAGAUUUUUUUAAAAAGCCAUUCUGAUAUGCAUGGGUGCAUGUGUGUGUGUGUGUGUGUGUGUGUGUGUGUGUGUGUGUGUGUGUGUUUAGGAGGGGGGAAGGGGCUUCAGACUCUUCAGAGAAGAAAACAUUUUGACUGAAAAGUGCUCAGUUACAGAAUGGAUUGGGGAAAAGGUAUGUUAGGUGAUGAGCACGUAGAAUUUAGUCAAGAGGGACGGAUGGUAGAAGAUGUAAAAAUAAAUAAGAACCAUCCUUAAUAAUAAAGAAACAAGGGUUUAAUGUUUGCUGGUCAGACAAUUUAUAGGAAAUGAGAGGCCUGGAGAAGAGGGGAGAUAGAAAAUGAAGGAAUGAAUCUCCUGUCCUGGCACAUCUCCAAGUGAAUGGGCCCCAACUGGUUGGUCAUUGGUUUUUCAUAACCAAGUGAAGUUUAAUAUAUACAGCAGUGCUGGUUUUAUCUCAGCAGCGACUCAUAAGAUUAAUGUUCUUGUCAUUUAUUUCAUUCCUUCCUAGCACCUAUUUUUUAUCCCAAUUUCUGGUGUAGUUUGGAGACUCAUGGGCUAGAGUGUUUACUGUUAGCCCAGAUGAUAUGCCAGACUAUAGGUUUUUAUUGUUCAUGCGUCCUUGCUAUAAAGUGAAUUUUUAUUUAAUCCUUGGUUCCAGAGAGAAGUUUAAGAAUAUGCCAAGCGUUGUGUAUGGGAGUAUGUGUGUUUGUGUGUAUAUAAUAAAUGCACACACACAUUCUCUAUAUAUCCCCACACACACAUAACACAAUUGUUAGGGCGUAAAAGUCCCCUUUUUAUGAAUAACUUACUAAAAGGAUGACCUAUUUUUUUUCCCCCUUCUUAAAUGUUACUGGGAUUGGCUGCCUUGAAGUCCAGCACUGUUCAUCGGUGCACAUUCUUCUCUGUGGUUAGCAAGAUUUGGAGAGGGACAGCUUUGUGGUUAUGAAGCCGCCCCUAGGUUUAAUGACAACCGUAGAUUGUAACACAUGAGUAUCAUUUCUCUUCCUGUUAUUGUGGAAUUGUAGUUUCCAAAUGUUCCAAGGCUCCGAGGAGUCCUGUGUUGUUUGGGUCAUGCUCCUUUUUUUUUUUUUUUUUAAACCUCAGUUCCUUAUGAGCUUGUAACAAAGCUGCAUAAUAAAGAUACACAUGUUAGAAAUUCAUUUUGCAGACUGGUAAAAGAUUGACUUUCCCCCCUCUCCAAAUGUUGGUUUCAAAUUUAAUUUUGUUUUCCAUGGAGUAAGUUCUGAGACAGGGACCUAGCAUCAAGUUAAAAAUCUAAGCUGGUUAUCAAGAAGUUAAGCAUAGGAGAUCUAUCUACCUUGGGAAUGAGUAAGGCAAAAUUACAUUAUUGCAUGCCGAUUUACUACAGCAUUUGAAGAUAGGUAGCCUUUAGCUUUAGAUAGCAAGAAAGCAAUGAAACUUGUAGCUAGACAAAUGCUAAAAAUUAGUCAGAACAUAUUUUGCUUAAUUAAAUGCCUGCUUGGAGUUAUUCAUAGGCAUCUGCAUGAAAAACUUCAUUAUCCCAAUGUUCAUUUGUUCAUUCGUCCACUCAAGAUUUAUUAAGCACUUACUGUAUGCAAGGCGCGGUGCUAGACACUUACGUUUUGUACAAAGAGGGCCAAGUAUCUGGAUAUUUGGCAACCUCUGGAUGCCAGGGGUCGAAGUGGCAGAAUUGUUCACUUUUUAUAAGAUAUUUAUGGCUGUGUUACAUAAGUCAAUCAGAAUCCUUAGUUUGGUAAAUAACAUGGUAACAGUCCAGUGAAACCUGGGUGUAUUUCACCAGCAAGCAUCUUGCUAUUAAGUAGAUAUCAGAAAACGUUUCAUAAACUUAAGUGUCUUGUAUGCCCCAUUUGAAUAUAAAGUAUCGGUGCUCUAUAAAAGUCCUACCUUCAGCCCUUCUAACAGUAUAAAAUCAACUUGACCAGAACCAGAACUCCUGGUUUGAUUUUUUUUUUUCCUUUUCAUUCAUCACCUGCAUAUUUUAAAACUGGAAUAAUUUUCAUUUGUAAUCACUGGUCUUUUUAAUUGAUAGCAAUGGCACAAUUAAAUUCUAAGCCCAUUGGACAAGGACUAUCUAUAAAUCCAUGUUUUGUACUGGGCCAUACAUGUUAUUAGAAAUUGAUGUUUAAUAAUAUAAGAAACAAAAGUAGGGGUGGGUUAUUUCAUGUCUCCUAUUUCCCAAAUAAAAUGCUUAUCAUUUUCUUGGAUUGUCGACUUUCACCUUGUUCUUAAAUCUGUACUGUGUUUAAUAAUAUUAUCUGCAGGCCACCUCUGCCUGCAGUUUAUAUAUGUGCUUUUUUCUAUGAAAAAUGAUGUAUUUUUACUAUUUCCUAUGUACAAAAGUUUAUUGUAAAUUUUGUGUGUGCUUUGCAUGAACAAGGGGCCAUACUUUGUUGUUUUUUUAAAAUCUAAUUUUUUCCUAAAGUUUCUGUAAAAUAUAAUUUUUGAGGAGU
Dromiciops gliroides (monito del monte) is the source of this 4490-nucleotide messenger RNA. RefSeq names its product cysteine rich secretory protein LCCL domain containing 2 (gene CRISPLD2). The coding region runs from base 206 to 1699 and encodes 497 amino acids. The transcript has 15 exons. NCBI's taxonomy places the organism in Eukaryota, Metazoa, Chordata, Mammalia, Microbiotheria, Microbiotheriidae. The record is from RefSeq and is a predicted model, not a curated record. Gene Ontology annotation, cellular component: extracellular region.